AUGCAAAUUAACCUGCAGAAUACAUUUAUCUCUUUGACAUAUGCCGGAUUCGGCUUAGCGUCCUUCGGGCUGCAGCGCCUCCUGAUGAGGCUGUGCAUGAUACCUAAGGCUGGUACCCCCGUGUUCUGCUUACGAGUGUUUGCAUCGGAGAUCUUAGUGAUACGAGUUCAGAUAUUGAUCAUAAAGAGUUCUGAAAUGACACAGUUGACCUUCAAGACCAAAACCGUAGGGUGGAAGGACGGGUUUGCGGGAGAAUGGCAUCUGAACAACAUCCUUCUUCAGAAUAACAAUGGCCCAUGCUUUAUCAUCUCGCUGAUCAACUCAAUGGUGAUUUCUUCGGAACUGCGUUCAGUGAGUCAGUCAUGGACCACUGUGACGAAAUCCAAGUCAAAGACACAGUUAUCACCUCCAGAGGACAAUUUGGAUCUUUUGAGCUCAGAUCCAAGCUUACUGGUUCCAUUAAAGAGCCUGCUAUCUAAUAGAGAAGUGACUUUGGAAUCCCUAUUGAGCCAUCUUACCAAUUUGCUACUGGUUUUCUCUGAAAAUGGUCUAGAUCCAGAAGAUUUGACUGGAAUGCUCAACACGUUUCCUCUUCUUCAUACGGGAUUGAACACGGAUGUGAAUUUCAGUUCGUGUAUCAUUUCGUCUACGCAGUCUGAUGUGGAGGCCCAGGUUUUCAAGAUGCUGGAACUGUUUGGAACUAGUAUGGUACAUGGCUGGAUUGUGGAUCCUGAUUCGGACGACAGACAUCAGUAUGAGCUGGUGAAAAAACUGGGUCAUUUCGAGAAGUGUCAGUUGUUUCUAGUGAACCAGCUUGAUGAGAUACAGAACUCUUUACCGGACUCCUUGAGGGCCAAGCUGAAGGUAUCGCAGGUGGAGUCCUUCACAUAUUCGGAUUGGUCUGAUGUGUUGAUUGGUCUUGAAAAUGAGGAAUUUGACGAAAGGUCUGAAUUGAUAGCUAAAAUCAAAGAUUUGAUCGCCGUAAAAAGGUUCCUUACUGACAAUCAGACCCAACUCACGGAGUAUGGCCUGAAACAACUGCAGACCUCUGAGAUGCUUCCAAACAAUUCGGUGUCUAUAUUUUUUAGAAACGACCACUUCAACACGAUGUACAAGCGUGAUGGAGCUUUAUAUCUGUUGCUGAUCGAUGAAGGGUAUGGCGAGCAGGACAGAUACGUCUGGGAAAGUCUGAGCUCGGUUUCAGGCGCUGACAACGAGCUCCUUGAUGGAAAUUUCGUGAAAGCUGAGACCACAGGCAAAUCAGACGAGCCUGCUUCAAACACGAUUGAAUACUCCGACUUCAUGUUCGACGAUAGUGAAUUGAACAGCCAGGCAGUUUCCGACCAGCAAUUUGCGAAGGAGUUGCAACGGAAAGAGGAUGAGAGGUACGCAAAACAACUUCAAAAGUCUUUUGAUGAAACGCCUGAGCCGAGAUCAGGUCGAGGAACCAAAAAGAGCAAAACCACUGCGGACUCAGCGAACGCGAACUCGAACACAAAAUCCGCCAAAAGCUCCGGUGAUUCGUGUAUGAUAGUAUGA
Messenger RNA from Kuraishia capsulata CBS 1993, 1539 nucleotides. RefSeq lists its product as uncharacterized. The record is from RefSeq and is a predicted model, not a curated record. Gene Ontology annotation, biological process: protein K48-linked deubiquitination. Lineage: Eukaryota; Fungi; Ascomycota; Pichiomycetes; Pichiales; Pichiaceae. Gene Ontology annotation, cellular component: cell periphery; cytosol. Bases 1 to 1539 code for a protein of 512 amino acids. The transcript has a single exon. Gene Ontology annotation, molecular function: K48-linked deubiquitinase activity; cysteine-type deubiquitinase activity; cysteine-type carboxypeptidase activity.